Molecule: messenger RNA, 315 nt
Organism: Striga asiatica
Lineage: Eukaryota; Viridiplantae; Streptophyta; Magnoliopsida; Lamiales; Orobanchaceae
Source: the annotation of a GenBank genome assembly
CUGUCUAAAAUAUCCCAAACACUAUGCACCCAAGCUAAUGUACUAUACCUAUACAUACGUGCUUCUGCUGAUAUCUGCUACAAAGAAGAUAAAGAUAUCGUAGCACUGUUCCACGUUUACCAAAACGCUCCCACCAACACAUUUCUAUUGAAUGUUUAUGGGCACUUGUGCGGUUUCGGACUCGUACUCGUCUCUCUCGGAACUAGUGAAGGAGGGAAGACGAGGCUAGGGCGCCAGUUCCAUAUGGAGGGGGAUGAAUCCGGGUUGAUCUUCAGACCGAAGCCAGUGAGUUUGCGUACUCGAGUGAGAGUACCU